Messenger RNA from Acaulospora colombiana, 471 nucleotides. Lineage: Eukaryota; Fungi; Glomeromycota; Glomeromycetes; Diversisporales; Acaulosporaceae. The record is from the annotation of a GenBank genome assembly.
AUGACUGCAUUCACAGAAGAAGAGUGGUGCAACAAAGUGAUUAAAGAAUUGACUAGAGUGCUUAAGCCCAAUGGCUGGUUGGAAAUCAUGGAAGGUGACCUGGUAUUCAAUCCCGAGGGACCUACUGGAAAAAUUUUGAUGGAUGCCUUUCGGUCCGUGCUCCUCUCAAAAUCAAUAAACCCCCAAAUAUGUCAAAAGUUACGGACAUGGCUCUCUGAAUCAACGCAACUGCUCAACCUCUCGUGUGAGGAAAGGUCAGGCCCCAUCGGUAAAUGGGCUGGAAGGGUCGGCGAAUUGGCGUGUCAGGAUUUCUGUGACACAUUAUAUGCGCUACGGGGAGUCCUCGCAGGAACGCUGGAAAAAAACUCAGAAGAGUACGGUGAGAUGGUGAUGGAAUUUGUUAAAGAGUGCAACGAGAACAAAUCGAGUUUCAGGCACUUUAGGUUCUUCUGUCAAAAGUUGAAUAUUUGA